UUCAAGAAAAAGCAACAAUUAAUUAUAUCAUUUUGUCUUUAAUCAGUAAUUGGUUAAAUUAUUCUUUUUUUCUGGGGUGCUAAAUAUUGAGAAUAAGAACUUGGUUGCUAAAUAGUUGACAAAAAAAAUCUAAUGGUGGUGGGGAAGAUUGAUAUGGCUUGGUUUACUGUCAAUAAAAAGAAAAUUCUCUUCUAUUUUUACAUCUUUUUAUUCCUUGGUUGCAUCCUUCUAGUUCGACGCUUCGAUCACACCGUGCCUUCAAUUAAGAUCACAAAUCACAGCAAUUCACCAGAUUCAAGCAACAAAAACAUCCCAACCUCAGUUCAAAACACACCAAAAAUUGUAAUACAUUCAUCAAAACCAACAGAAUACCCCCUCAUUUGUUCAAGCACAAACCAAACUUGCCUUAAAAACAACUACCCAACCACAAAAGAAGUCAGUGAGGCAAAUAUCAUAUCAUCCUCAAUCGACUCGUGCCCGAAUUACUUUCGAUGGAUCCACGAAGAUUUGCGACCUUGGAUAUUCCUUUCCCAGAUUGGUCUUUUUGGGGUUGGCAUGAGAAAAACAUAAAGCCAUGGGAGACCCAAUUGAAUGACACAAUUGAAGGCAACCAAAAAGUGAAAUGGGUAAACAGAGUGCCCUAUGCUUAUUGGAAAGGUAAUUCUUUAACAGGAAGCAGAAGAGACCUUCUUAGAUGCAAUUCGACUCGAGCGAAAGCUCAGAUUUAUGAUCAGAGUUCAUCAAAGGAAGUUAAUCAUGGCUUUGAACAAUCAAACAUGGCAGAUCAAUGCACCCACCGGUACAAAAUAUACAUGGAAGGAAAAGCAUGGUCGACGAGUGAGAAAUACAUACAAGCUUGUGAUUCAAUGUUACUGCUAGUACAACCACAAUACUAUGAGUUUUAUACAAGAAGUUUGCUACCAUUGAAACAAUAUUGGCCUAUUAAUCCCUCCAAAUUAUGUGAAUCCAUCAAAUUUGCUGUUACUUGGGGAAAUAAACAUCCAAACAAGGCACAAGAGAUAGCAAAGGGUGGAAGCAAGUUCAUAACAGAGGAGUUAAACAUGAGAUACAUUUAUGAUUACAUGUUUCAUUUGUUAAAUGAAUAUGGAAAACUCAUGAAAUACAAGCCAACUAUUCCUCCAAAUGCUGUAGAAGUUUGUACAGAAACAAUGGCUUGCAAAACUUCUGCCAAAGAAAAAGAGUGGAAAUUAAAUUCCCUUGUAAAAUCUCCUUCCCAAAUAAGCCCUUGUUCAAUUCCUCCUGCUUAUGAUCCUCAUCAUCUUCAAACAUUUCUUAAUACUAAAGAGGAGAUUUUUAGGGAUGUUGAGGGAUUGAGUAGAGUAGGAUGAUACUUAAAUUUUGUUUAGAUUGAGUAUUAUAUACGGAGUAUUGUCCAAUUUUGUAAAUAAGCACCUUUUUUCAGGGGAAAUUAUUGGUUACGGAUUAGUUUUGUAACUAAAUAUAAAAAAGGCUUAAGUGGCUUGUUACUAGCUCUCUUAUACGAAGUUUUUAUUUUUUCAAUUCAUUUUCUAA
Molecule: messenger RNA, 1533 nt
Organism: Chenopodium quinoa (quinoa)
Lineage: Eukaryota; Viridiplantae; Streptophyta; Magnoliopsida; Caryophyllales; Amaranthaceae
Product: O-glucosyltransferase rumi homolog
Exons: 6
Coding region: 492-1349 (285 amino acids)
Source: RefSeq, a predicted model, not a curated record